AUGAAAGACUUUGAGACUCCUGGUCAAUGGAUUUUCGUUUUAAAGGUUUACCGUAGACUGUAUUACUGUUCCAUUUUGAUUGGAACAUGUUGCUGUUUUUCGACCGAGAAGAGGAGAGACAAGUUUCCAAAUUUUGAUGGAGGUCAGAAAAAAGAUAAAUCAGCUUAUUGCACCAAUAUUCCCCCUGACACCACAGAGGAGGUUUUGAGAGCAAUUUUCCCAGAAUGCAUCAAUGUUCUUAUUCCCACUAAUGAGGAAGGUGAAAACUUUGGGUGUGCUAUCCUGGAGUUUAAGAGUGGACAGGAGGCAGCUAGCUGUGUGGAGGGCAACAAAGAUGUGGAGGUGGGGGACCACAAGAUUAAGUUGAGCCACUGCUACCCCAUGCCAGAUCAUGUGCAAAAAAGGUUGGAAGAUGAUAGAAAGCAUGAUAGACCCAGAGAAAAACAUAGCAGACCAACCGGUAGCAGGUUUUCCAACCUGAAGAAUAGACGAACAAUGCCUGUCAAACGGUUGGGCACCAGUCUUUCCACUAGGUACAAAUUUGGUGCUAAUAAAAUGGGUAGCGUGAGGGGCCGAAUGCAGCGAGGAGUCAACAGAAGCAACUAUAACAACAUGGGGCCUAACAGAAACAUGGGCACUAACAGAAACGUUGGUUCUAAUAGAAAUACAGGACCAUCAACUGAGAUGCUGGUGAACCAGAUGUCAGCUCUGACUAACAUGGUGAUGUCCAGCCAGCAGAAACUGGCUCAGCAACAGAAUCUGGUUAGGCAGAUGGCCAAUCAGCAGAACAUGCUGAACAUGAAUGCUGGGAUGUCUGGUGGUGGAUCCAUCAGUGGUGGAAUGGGAGGAGGUGGAAGAGGCUUCAAUGAGAUGGAUAACAUCAAUGAAGUUCGGAACCGGAGGGACUCGUUUGAACGUGGUGGAGAUAGAAUGGGAGGAAGCAGAAUGGGAAUUAUUGGAACACAGAGGUCGCAGGGCCGACGUGAUGACUUUGAUUCUCACUCUAGAGGAGGCUCAAGUAACCGAAGGAACAACAACAACACUCCAGGCAAUAUUCCUCCAGGAGAGUCUGCCUGCUUCAAAUGUGGAAAGGAUGGCCACUGGGCUAGGGAAUGUCCAAACCAGAACCAAAGAGCAACCGCUUCCAUGACUUCCGACCGUGGACAUUCUUCUGACCGUGGACAUGUUUCAGACCGUGGACAUGUAGCAAACAAGCUUGGAGGACCAAAACCAGAGGACAUGUGCAACAAGUGCGGAGAAAGGGGUCACUGGGCAAGGGAGUGUCCCAACCCACAGAGAAACCCAAGACCAAGUAGUGGUAGACAGAGCUAUGGAGGGCGACAAGACAACUAUGAAUCCAAGAGGUAUGAUGUGGAUCCACCAAGAAUUUCAGAGGAUGUACCAUUUAUGACCGGCAUUGCCAGUGGAAGCAGCCAAAGGUUUGAUGACAACUUUGACAGGUUCCAGUCGAACAAACGCAAGAGUGAUUAUGAUGACCAUCGAGGCCCAAAAAGAUCAAAUUACGGAGGUCAAAGAGGAGGUGGAGGCAACAGAAGAGAUGGUGGACGGGGCUAUGGCAACAGAAACUCCUCACCCCAAAGACGUAACCCCAAACAAGAAUCACCUAGGGAGAAGUCAUGGACCUCAGCCCAGUCCAAAUGGGAACAGUAUAAUAUGUCAAAGCAGGGCAGUGGGGGUUCCAGAAAUUAUGGGAACAACAAUUAUGGAGACUAUUACUGAAAAAAUAAUGUGGAUAUAAUUCAUGUAAAGGAUUGUCAUAGUAAAUGGUCAUGUUACUUUUAUAAUUCAUCUCAUCAAAAACAUUCUGAAAUUUCAUUAAUUCAUUUUGUGGACCCAUGAUGUUUUAUCUUUUCAUAAAGCUUGCAUUACAUUGUUGUAAUUGUGUCACUUGUAGUCAGAAGAAUAAAAGUGUACACGAA
This is a messenger RNA of Ostrea edulis (European flat oyster), 1940 nucleotides long. RefSeq names its product epsin-like. The coding region runs from base 1 to 1740 and encodes 579 amino acids. Lineage: Eukaryota; Metazoa; Mollusca; Bivalvia; Ostreida; Ostreidae. Gene Ontology annotation, molecular function: RNA binding; zinc ion binding. The record is from RefSeq and is a predicted model, not a curated record. The transcript is spliced from 12 exons.